CGAUGGUCAAACAAUUGUCUAYUACGAUGGUCAUCAACUUGCCAAAAGGUCGAACUUCAACAAAGGUCACAUGAUAGAAUCUGGCGGCAUUCUCAUCAUCGGUCAGGAUCAAGACAGUUUUGGAGGGGGGUUCCAAGUGAAGGACAGUUAUGCUGGCGARCUGACAGGUGUUAACAUGUGGAACAGGGUACUAGGACCGAGUCAGAUAUCUGCUAUGUCAAAAUCUUGCGAAAACACAAUAGAUAGAUCUGGGAACGUCUUGACGUUUUUUGACGUUUUAUUUGACGGCAUUAGAUAUGGUCAAGCAGAGAUUCUCAACGAAACAACAUGCAAGAGUUCACCAGAAAUCUCCGCAAUAAAAUUUGCUGGUAAUACAGUGGACGACUAUAUUAAAGUUAAAAGGGAAAUACCUCGAAUGACAAGUCUAACAACGUGCCUUUGGAUGAAUGGUUAUGGGUCAGUGCUAAGCUACGCCCUGCCAAACAGUGCCAACGAAAUUCUCAUCGAUAAUGUCAUGUCCGAAAGCAGUUUGGAUCUGUGGAUUGGAAAUAAAGAAUUGGAAACAGGCGUUUUUGUCUAUGACCGUCAGUGGCACUAUAUGUGCGUUACAUGGGAUAAUUCCGAUGGUCAGAUAAUUGUCUACAACGAUGGUCAUCAACUUUUCAAUAAGUCGAGCUUCAACAAAGGUCACACGAUAGAAUCUGGCGGCAUUCUCAUCAUCGGUCARGAUCAAGACAGUUUUGGAGGUAGUUUCCAAGUAUCGGACAGUUAUGCUGGCSAGCUGACGGGUGUUAACAUGUGGAACAGGGUACUAGGACCGAGUCAGAUAUCUGCUAUGUCAAAGUCUUGCGAAAGCACGAUAGAUAGAUCUGGGAACAUCUUGACGUUUAUUGACGUUUUAUUUGACGGCACUAGACAUGGUCAAACAGAGAUUGUCAACGGAUCAACAUGCAAGAAUUCACCAGGAUGUCACUCAAAUAUAAGUAAUCUUGUGGCAACAAACCACAGUAAUGAGAUCAUAAGACCUCUGCUGCCAACCAAUUCAUCACCAGGCCACUUUUGUACGUGGCUGAUAACAGCACCGUUACAAUAUGCAAUUGUUCUCCAGUUCAGCAUCUUCAAGAUAGAUGAAACAAACAAUUGUAGUGAGAAUUACUUGUCGGUGCGAGAUGGCAAUAGUUUCGCUAGUCCAUUAUUGAUGAAGCAGUGUGGUCUCGACUAUAAAUGUUCCGUUGUGUCGUCUGGUCGUUACAUGUGGAUAAGAUACAAGACUGCCAAUACUGGGCAGAUUAAUAACUUUCUGGGAACUUACGUUGCUGUAAGUCAAGGUAACUGUAGGCAUUUCUAA
Exaiptasia diaphana is the source of this 1348-nucleotide messenger RNA. RefSeq names its product sushi, von Willebrand factor type A, EGF and pentraxin domain-containing protein 1. The coding region runs from base 71 to 1348 and encodes 425 amino acids. NCBI's taxonomy places the organism in Eukaryota, Metazoa, Cnidaria, Anthozoa, Actiniaria, Aiptasiidae. The record is from RefSeq and is a predicted model, not a curated record. The transcript has 4 exons.